GGCUCAGAAUAGCAUUGCUCCCGCCCUUAUCCACUCCAUGUGUUAUGCCCACGCUUUCUGCUCAGUUCGCUUUCAGGGCUGGGCUGCAGAAGGUGUGAUGGUGUAUCGGCUUCUCCGUGUUACACCUAUCCGACUGGGAAGAAAAAGGGAGGGACAAAAGGAGCGAACAGUAGCAGUGGGCGCAUCGACCGUCCUUGAUUAAUUUGAUGCCGGCGAACAAUCCAUAACUUGUAAGCAGGAGAGUUGGGAAUGGGAGGAGGAGGAGGAAGAGGCAUAAAACACGAAGGCGGUAGAAAAAGGCUGUAGGGUUUAUUAGUUGUUAAGUAGAAAAUCCACGCCUGCAUCUUAGUCCGGUGGAGUCCGAGGAAUCACGCUACUCCGGAGGAAUGGCGAAGCGAAAACACGUGAACUAAAGGGAGAGCUUUUUGACAGCCAGUCACAGCCGCGAUCUUUCCUGUCAGAGGCGAAAUGAUUCCUCCGGGUAACAAGACUGAAGUCAGCCUUGAGAGGGUGGAGAACGAGAACGACAUUCAGCCCCCACCUCCUGCCUCUACCACCAGCCAGGAAUCAAAGGUAUCUCGAACGUCUGGGCUCCAGAAAUUGAAACGAUCACUUUCUUUCAAGACCAAAAGUUUGAGGAGUAAAAGUGCAGACAACUUUUUUCAACAAACAAAUUGUGGCACGAAGUUGCAAGUAGAUUUGCUAUCAGAAAUCACCUCUAAAACAAGACAGAUCCCUAAUUUGGAAAGUCAAAACUCCACUCCAACCAAAACCCAUCUCCAACCAGAAGAUAAGACUCACAUUUUUCAGGAACAUAUUUUCAAAAAACCCACAUUCUGUGAUGUCUGCAACCAUAUGAUUGUUGGGACAAAUGCUAAACAUGGAUUACGCUGUAAGGCAUGCAAACUGAGUAUUCACCACAAAUGUGCAGAAAACACUGGACAGCAACGGUGCAUGGGGAAAUUGCCCAAAGGUUUCUGCCGUUACUACAGCAGUCCCCUUCUCAUUCAGGAGCAGUUUGGCUGCAUCAAAGAAGUCAUGCCAAUUGCCUGUGGCAAUAAAGUUGACCCUGUGUAUGAAACACUUCGCUUUGGAACUUCGUUGGCCCAGAAAACCAAGAAAAGCAGUAUUGGAAGUAGCUCGGACUCUCCCAAAAGAAAUUCUACAUCAGAUUUGGCAGAAGUUCCCAAAGAAAAAGGCAGCCUAGGAAAUAUGUUUGGCCUAAAUAGGCAACGCAGCAAUAGUGUAUUUACAUAUUCAGUAAACAGUAUGUCAGAUUUUGGAGAACCAAAGAAAAUUAACUCUGCACUACAGGGAUCUCUUAAUAAAGAUACAAUACAGAUGAAUACCUAUGUGGCCUUGUACAAAUUUGUACCACAGGAGCAUGAAGAUUUGGAAAUGAGGCCAGGAGAUAGAAUUAUACUUCUAGAGGAUUCAAAUGAAGAUUGGUGGAAGGGAAAAAUAAAAGAUCGAAUUGGUUUUUUUCCUGCUAAUUUUGUUCAAAGAUUACAAGAUGAAAAUGUUUUCAAAUGUAUCAGAACCUUUAUUGGAUGCAAGGAACAAGGGCAGAUAACUCUAAAAGAGAAUCAAAUCUGCAUAACUUCAGAAAAGGAACAUGACGGGUUUAUCAAAGUAUGCAGUGGGAAAAAAAAGGGCUUUGUCCCAGUAGACGUCUUAGAAAACAUCUGAAAUUUGCCCACACAGCAACUGCAGUACAGUAGCAAAGCUUUGCCAGGAAGACCUGUCUGCUUCAUUUUGCACUGUGUCUACCCAAACAAGCUGUCAUGGAGAUGGCUAGGGGAAUCAGAGACAACCACAAAGACCAACUGCUAUCAAGCAUUUAGUUGCUUUGAAGCAACAAACAGUGAUCAAUAACAAAAUGUAAAUGUAUUAUUAGAGAAAGAACCAAAUAAAGGUGGUAUGAAUCUUAGGGGAGGGGUGGGCUGCUUUUUUAGACUAGUAAAAAAUUAAACUUGAUGGUGGGUUUUGUUUUCUUUUGUUUCAUUUUUUUUCCUGAGCAAAGCUACUUCCCGUGUUUCUCUGA
Molecule: messenger RNA, 2044 nt
Organism: Pantherophis guttatus
Lineage: Eukaryota; Metazoa; Chordata; Lepidosauria; Squamata; Colubridae
Source: RefSeq, a predicted model, not a curated record